This is a messenger RNA of Limulus polyphemus (Atlantic horseshoe crab), 1614 nucleotides long. RefSeq names its product diuretic hormone receptor-like. The transcript is spliced from 12 exons. The coding region runs from base 1 to 1392 and encodes 463 amino acids. Gene Ontology annotation, biological process: adenylate cyclase-modulating G protein-coupled receptor signaling pathway; cell surface receptor signaling pathway. The record is from RefSeq and is a predicted model, not a curated record. Lineage: Eukaryota; Metazoa; Arthropoda; Merostomata; Xiphosura; Limulidae. Gene Ontology annotation, cellular component: plasma membrane. Gene Ontology annotation, molecular function: G protein-coupled peptide receptor activity; diuretic hormone receptor activity; peptide hormone binding.
AUGUCCAUCGAAGAAGUUAAUUUCACUUCCUGGCAUAAGGAACACGAUUUUGCUAACCUGUCUUGGCCAGCUCUUGACUGUUUGUUAAAGUUCAGUACGAAUUCUUCACCUUUAGAGAAAGGAGAACCAAUACAGUGUAAUGUCACGUGGGACGGCGUAUCAUGCUGGCCUCCAACACCAGCAGGUUUUAAGGCUGAGAUAUCGUGUUUUUCCGAGUUAAAGGGAAUCCGCUAUGACACAUCUCAGAACGCAAGCCGAUUGUGUUAUGAAAAUGGAACGUGGGCAAAUCGAUCCGACUAUUCGAAUUGUAAACAUUUAUUAACUGAGGAUGAAUUCUUAAAGGUACUUUGGGAUGUAAAAGAAGCAACAACUGUGUAUUAUGUCGGCUAUGGAGUGUCGCUUAUUGCACUAUUAGCUGCGCUCAGCAUAUUCCUUUAUUUCAAAGAUCUCCGCUGUCUACGUAACACCAUCCACACCAAUCUUUUUAUUACGUACAUUUUGUUGGAUUUGACGUGGAUAGUGACAGCUAAACUUCAACUUCAAAUCAACCCUACCGUAGCAGGGACCAAGGCGGCUUGUGUUUUGACGAUCUUCUUGACUUACUUAAUGGGCACCAAUUUCUUUUGGAUGUUUGUUGAAGGCCUCUACCUGUACGUUCUGGUGGUGAAAACCUUCUCCAUUGAUAUAUUUAAAAUACAUAGCUACUUGCUUGUCGGCUGGGGUUUACCGGCGAUCGUGCUGCUCAUUUGGGCUCCAGUUAAAGCUUUCUUUUCGCCAUCGUCCACUGAUAAGUUCUUACUCUGUCCGUGGCAAAGCAGAGACAACUAUGACUAUAUAUUCAUAAGCCCGGUCAUCCUUGUUUUAGUGGUAAACAUGUUCUUUCUGGGCCAAAUAAUGUGGGUUUUAAUCACCAAACUGAGAGCUGCUACCACGAUUGAACAUAAGCAGUACCGAAAAGCUGCAAAAGCUCUUCUAGUCCUGAUUCCUCUCCUUGGUGUGACCUAUGUACUGGUCAUUGUUACGCCGACCCAUAGGACAGCUCGUGUGAUUUUCACCUAUGUUCAAGCUACUUUACUCUCGACUCAGGGUCUGUCAGUUUCUAUUUUGUACUGUUUCCUAAAUGGAGAGGUCCAAAAUACGCUCCGUCAACAUCUGCAACGCUGGAAAACUUCUCGUUCCGUGGGAGGGUCUACUCGUUACUCUAUUACAUAUCGGUUCUCGAGCAGUCGAAAGAGCUCUCGUCUUACUUCUUGCGGAAAGGGAGAAAAGUUGGAUUUGAAGGAGGCUAAAAUAGUAACUCCUGAAGACCAAAGAAUCUGUACUACUGGUGCAGGAAAACACUACAGGAACGGUUCUUGUAACCGGGAAGCUGCCCAAAACGAAGUUGUUUAAUCCUUUAAGAAAGAAACUAAAACAUAAACAAGUGAGGAACAAUAUAUUAGGUUCUGAUGUUUGUUUAUAUAGAAAAAAUCAAGUAAACUAAUUUGUCCACUCUUCUAUGUUUUGUUUUGUUUUACUGCCUGAGCUGUUGCCAAGGUAACAAAGCAUAUAUUUCAACCUGAAAAGUAACAUGGUGUGGUAUAUUUAAAAGACAAAUAAUCAGAUGACUUAAAA